This is a messenger RNA of Topomyia yanbarensis, 516 nucleotides long. RefSeq lists its product as uncharacterized. The record is from RefSeq and is a predicted model, not a curated record. Bases 1 to 516 code for a protein of 171 amino acids. NCBI's taxonomy places the organism in Eukaryota, Metazoa, Arthropoda, Insecta, Diptera, Culicidae. The transcript has a single exon.
AUGUACAGUGAAAAGGAUAAUGCUGGAUUGGCUCAAUUGAACGUGAUGAGAAACAAGCUUGCUGCUGCAUAUUCCGAGUUUAACAAUAUUCACAACCAGAUAAUGGCGCGCGUUCCGGAUGAAGCCGUACCAGAGCAAGAGCGAGCAUACGAUGCAUUUGAAUAUCUUCAUGACUAUCUGAACAUGGCCAUUGAAGAAAUUAUUUUGCAGACGAAAAAUACAACAGCUUCGCCACGCACCACACCGCAUAUUGUGAUUCAACAGCAACCAUUGAAGGCACCAAUUCCAACAUUUGACGGAAACUAUGCAAUCUGGCCAAAAUUCAAGGCAGUAUUCCAAGAUUUGAUGGCAAAUUCCUCAGAUACUGAUGCCAUCAAACUGUACCACCUAGACAAAGCUCUUGUUGGUGCAGCUGUUGGGAUUUUGGAUGAAAAUAUUAUUAGCGAAGGGAACUACCAACAAACAUGGUCAGUGUUAACGGAACGCUAUGAAAAUCAACGCGUAAUCGUCGAAUAA